GCGAAGCCCACACAGCCGCUCCGGUCCGCCCCUUCUCUGGUCUGUCACGCUCGGCGGCUCCUCCGGGAGGCUCCUCGCUCCCUCCCGCAGCCCCACGCCGCGAGAAGGAGGCAGCGGCAACGGCAGCGGAGGGAAGUGCCGCGGCUCUCCGCUGCCUGCCCCCGGUUGAAUAUUACAGCUUUACAUGUACUUGGGCUUUUUCUGCUGAUGUCCAACACAAAAUAGAUAUUCCAAAAAGUAUUCAGCAGGUACCUCUGUGACAUAACAACAGUCUUUCUUUGAUACAAGAUGGAGGACACAUACAAAGAUAGGACUUCACUAGUGAAAGGAGCCAAAGAUAUUGCCAAAGAGGUGAAGAGACAAGCAGUUAAAAAAGUAAAUAAAGCUGUUGACAAAGCCCAGGAUGGUUACACACAGAGGUCCUACAAUCGAUUCCAGGAUGAGGAAGAUGACGAUGAUUACUAUGUCCAAGGAGGAAAUUAUGGUGUAGAAGCUAAUGAUGAUGAAGGAUCAAGUGAAGCAACUGAAGGACAUGAUGAAGAUGACGAAAUUUAUGAAGGGGAGUAUCAGGGAAUCCCCAGCAUGGGGCAGGGAAAGGAUGACAUGGUGGCCUUAGGUCAACCUAUGCAUGAUGAAUAUAAGGAUCGCCAUGAACUGGAAACAGAGAGAAAAGCUGAUGAAGAAGAGUUAGCACAGCAGUAUGAAUUAAUAAUACAAGAAUGUGGCCAUGGUCGUUUCCAGUGGGCCCUCUUCUUUGUGUUGGGAAUGGCCCUGAUGGCUGAUGGGGUGGAAGUUUUCGUAGUUGGAUUUGUGUUGCCAAGUGCUGAAACAGAUAUGUGUAUACCGAAUUCUGGAUCAGGAUGGCUUGGUAGCAUAGUGUACCUUGGGAUGAUGGUGGGGGCAUUCUUCUGGGGAGGCUUGGCAGACAAGGUGGGAAGGAGACAGUCACUCCUGAUAUGUAUGUCUGUCAAUGGAUUCUUUGCCUUCCUUUCAUCAUUUGUCCAGGGCUAUGGCUUCUUCCUCUUCUGUCGCUUGUUUUCUGGAUUUGGGAUUGGUGGAGCACUGCCGACAGUCUUCUCCUAUUUUUCGGAAGUGCUUGCUCGGGAGAAACGAGGUGAACACCUGAGCUGGCUCUGUAUGUUUUGGAUGAUUGGUGGUAUUUACGCUUCUGCAAUGGCUUGGGCGAUAAUUCCUCAUUAUGGGUGGAGUUUCAGCAUGGGAUCUGCCUACCAGUUCCACAGCUGGCGAGUAUUUGUGAUUGUCUGUGCACUGCCCUGUGUCUCUUCUGUGGUAGCCCUGACCUUUAUGCCGGAAAGCCCACGGUUCCUGCUGGAGGUUGGAAAACAUGAUGAAGCUUGGAUGAUACUCAAGCAAAUUCAUGACACAAACAUGCGUGCUCGUGGUCAGCCUGAGAAAGUCUUCACAGUCACCAGAAUCAAAACACCAAAGCAGAUAGAUGAGCUCAUAGAAAUAGAGAGUGAUACUGGAACUUGGUACAGGAGGUGUUUUGUAAGAAUCCGCACAGAGCUGUAUGGUAUUUGGUUGACGUUUAUGAGAUGCUUCAACUACCCGGUGAAGGAUAAUACGAUCAAACUUACGGCUGUAUGGUUCACCCUGUCUUUUGGCUACUAUGGCUUAUCUGUCUGGUUUCCUGAUGUCAUUAAACAUCUGCAGUCAGAUGAGUAUGCAUCCCGAGUGAAACAUUUCCGCAAUGAGGAGGUUUCACACUUUGUCUUCAACUUCACACUGGAAAAUCAGAUUCACAGCAAUGGAGAAUACAUCAAUGACAGGUUUAUUAUGAUGAAGUUUAAAUCGGUAACAUUUGAAGAUUCACUUUUUAAGAACUGUGUGUUUGAAGACAUUACUUCACUGAACACAUACUUCAGGAACUGUACUUUUGUGAAUACCACCUUCUACAACACAGAUCUCGAGCAGUAUAAAUUUGUUGACAGUGAAUUGAUAAAUUGCACAUUUUUUCACGUCAGAACAGGAUGCCAGAUUUCUUUUGAUGAUGACUACAGUGCCUACUGGAUCUACUUUGUUAAUUUCCUGGGAACUUUGGCAGUGUUACCAGGGAAUAUUGUGUCUGCUCUCCUGAUGGAUAGAAUAGGACGGUUAACGAUGCUAGGUGGUUCCAUGGUCCUUUCUGGCAUCAGCUGUUUUUUCCUGUGGUUUGGGACCAGUGAAUCCAUGAUGAUAGGUAUGCUGUGCCUCUACAACGGCCUCACCAUCUCAGCAUGGAACUCUCUAGAUGUCAUUACUGUGGAGCUGUAUCCUACAGACAGAAGGGCAACAGGCUUUGGCUUUCUGAAUGCACUAUGCAAAGCUGCAGCUGUACUUGGAAACCUAAUAUUUGGUUCCCUUGUUGGUAUCACCAAAGCAAUCCCUAUUCUCCUUGCUUCUACUGUUCUGGUAUGUGGAGGUCUGGUAGGACUUCGGCUUCCUGAUACAAGAACACAGGUGUUGAUGUAAACGGGAAAAAUGGGAAAAACAUUUACUAUUCAUUUCCUUCUUUGUACAAAUGUCAACUCUCCUGACCAAUGGUGCAAAGGCUUCAGAUUCUCAACAUAGAGUACAGUGCUCAAAUGUCAGAAAUCAAACUCAAAAGAUACUUUGGAAUAGCAGAGAUUUAGAAACCUCUGUAUGAAAAUUUAAAUUUCACUUUUGUUUGCUUGCAUACAUUAAUGUUCAAAACCAUUUAACUUCAAACUGCAAAGCUACCUCUUAAAACAGUUUCGGUGACAUAUCCAUGAAGGUAAAAAAUAUACUGAUUACCAGAUAUUUAAAAUGAAAGCAGUCACAUUGUUUAAAAAUCACAUGCUAAAUUUGGCCAUGGCAUUGUGAGCUUUUGUAAUAUACAGAUGUGCAAGUCAAUCACUUAGCAGUAUUGGUGCAGAGAAUGUUAAUGUAUCAAUGCAUGCAGCAUUUAUCAGGAAACUCUACAGAUCGCAUCAGUACUGAGAACACUGAUCUUCUGCAGCUGUGCUUAGGUGGUAAAAACUUGUGGCAACAAUUCUUGGUAAAUAUUUUUAGGCAGUUUCAAUCUAAAGUAAAAAUUACCAACUACACCACAUGUUGGCUGAGGAGAAGGCAACAACUACUACAGGGAAUUUAAAAGUCCAUAUGGGUAUGCAGUAAAGGGAAUAACAAAAUGAACAUUUUCACUCUUCACUGCUGAUCCUUCAGAAAAAUUUUGCUUUAUUCUCACUUGUGGCAUGUGGAAUAUUUUUUCCAUUUUAAAACUGUGAAUUAAUGCAAAUAUUUUUGUUGUUUGAAGUGUGAAUAAAGGAAGAAUCAGGCCAGUGAACUACAUGGUAAGUAAGAUACUUUUAGAGGUUUGUUUGAUAUUUAUAUAUAUAAACAACUUCAUAUUUUCAUAGUUUAUACACUUCUUUAUAUAAUAAUUUUCUCAGCUAAUUUUAAAUAGUUCUAGAGAUGUCUCACCAUUUAAUACUUUCAAGUGUCUCUCUGAAAGGCCAUUAAGAAAGAAGCCAUGACAAGGCUGCAGAGAGUGGUAAUGUUUUUAUUAGACCAAGAGCAUGGAUGGAGUGUAAAUGGCAGUAAAUCUAUUCCUUCUAUGCUGUGGACUGUUACGGAUUACAGUAAAGUUCUCCAUCAGUCUUAAUGCUAUGUAAAAGGUUAUGGAAUCUGUUUAAAAUGUUAGCAUUAAAAAUUUAAUACAUAUACAUUGAUAUAAAGUUAUCAAAGAGGCAGAUCUUCUGAUGACAGAAACUGACCUUACUUUCAGUAGAGCUAAGAUAACUUGUAGUAGCUGAUGAACUAGCUGCCAUUUCAAGUGUCAAAUAACAAAUUUUCUAUACAACAUACAGAAAAAAUUAUCAGUAUUUUUUUUCUUAUUAUGUUUGACAACAAUUAUUAGGUAUAUGAAUUGUUGCCAAAGAAAUUGGCUUUCAGAUAAUGUCAUUGUGUCAUAAGAAAGAUUUUUUUCAUUAAGUUUUCCUUUGCUAUUACAUGUGGACUUAGAUUUGGAUACUGGUAUCUAUCACUGCAUUCUGUAUCCGUCAUUGUCUUUGUUAUAUUAAAAGACUCAGUAAAAGACUACAUAAGAAGAUCGCUCAAUACAUUUAAAGUUCACUGUUUAAUCUACUGAUUUUAGAAGUGACAUUUUCAGUUACUAACAAAUGCCUGUGUUACAUAUUGUAGUACAAAAAAUUUUAGCCCAAGAUGUGGUUUUCUGCUAUUAAAUUAGAAAAGUGUCAGAAUUAAAAAAGCAUGAGUAUGAAAAACUAGGGGGCAUUAUUUUGAUGGUGAUAAUUUAAAUGAUGGUGACCAUCCAUCUAAGAGAAGGUCACUCUAAACAAACCUAUGUCCUGGGGACCUCACUGCCACUGUCCAAGUUUGCUUGGCCCCGGUAGAUGAACCUCAGGA
Lepidothrix coronata (blue-crowned manakin) is the source of this 4389-nucleotide messenger RNA. RefSeq names its product synaptic vesicle glycoprotein 2C (gene SV2C). Gene Ontology annotation, biological process: chemical synaptic transmission; transmembrane transport. The record is from RefSeq and is a predicted model, not a curated record. Bases 289 to 2472 code for a protein of 727 amino acids. NCBI's taxonomy places the organism in Eukaryota, Metazoa, Chordata, Aves, Passeriformes, Pipridae. Gene Ontology annotation, cellular component: membrane. The transcript is spliced from 13 exons. Gene Ontology annotation, molecular function: transmembrane transporter activity.